Molecule: messenger RNA, 2521 nt
Organism: Coregonus sp. 'balchen'
Lineage: Eukaryota; Metazoa; Chordata; Actinopteri; Salmoniformes; Salmonidae
Source: the annotation of a GenBank genome assembly
AUGAGGGCCAAGAAACACAUCGUGGUAGGUGAUGGUGGGCGGAGAAGUGAUGAGAAAUCAGUUUCAAGUGUUUACAGUUUCAAGAGGGCAAUUUGGUUGACCGUUGGCGAGAUUAGAAGGUGCCACUCUGUUUCUGCUUCAGCCAACCCCCUUUUCACUGUCAUGACAACGUUUGGCGUGGUUACAGCAACAGAGUUGACUAAAAUAGAAAGAGAUCUGUUACCAUAGAGACCCUAUUAAAUUACUAGAGGGGCUGUGUAAUAAACCCUCAGUUCCAGAAAGGGGUGCAAAUGGCAGCCAUGCUCUGGAUAAGAGCGUCUGCUAAAUGACUAAAAUGUAAAUGUGAUUGUUGUUCCGGGAGAACUCCAAACCAGUCUAAUUGGAAUGAAUGGCAUUAGAGGCAUAAUUCUGAUUUUACUUAUGCAGGAAAAUAAAAGUAAGGCAUGUGAUAUCAGAAAUUGUGUAAUAGAAUUAUUGUCAACCUUUAAAAUAUUGUCAUAUAAUUAUAAAUAGUUUUUAUAAAGGUUUUAUACAAAGGUUCUGUAUAAAUAGCCUCUAAAAUAAAUGUAAACAGACCAUAAAUGUCUCAAUUUUAGUUUUCUUGGAAAGCUGCGAGUGCUAUUAUGUUAUCUAUACUUGUCUGUCCUAUCAUCAACUGAUUUCAGCCAGUGUAUGGCUGUGGAUUGUCUGCAUCGUUUCAAUGGAAUGUUGGCAUAUUGGCAGUUAAUUUGAAAAAUUAAUGGAAUCAUUCCUCUAAAACUGUCUGGCUAACAAACAUACAGUGCAGAUACAUUCUUCAAAUUCAUUAUUUUACACUAUCUUAUCGCAGCACUGGCAAACCAUGGUUGACCAUCUUCCUGACCAAAAUGGCUGACCUUUAUACCAUCAUAAGAAGGUUCAUAUUCAUUCUAGUUCAGGUGUAUUCUAAUUUCUAAUUCUAUAUCUGUUACCCUCGCUGGCUAGAGGGUAAUUAGUGUAGCACUAACUGGUAUACAUCUCUCUGGGUUUGAUGAGGUAGAGUAAAGCGGCACCUGGUAAAAACUAAACCCUGCAUCACUCCAGGACCAGGGUUACCUACCUUGUAGACUAGACUGAGGGAGGAACCUGUCUAUGGUUAACUAUGUGUGGUUGGCAGGAGGAGGCCAGUAUAUUAAUGUAUCACUGUUAGUGCCUUCAGAAAGUUUCCACACUCCUUGACCUUUUUCACAUUUUGCUGUGUUACAGCAUGAAUUUAAAAUGGAUUAAAUUGAGAUUUGUCACUGGCCUACACAAUAACCCAUAAUGUCAAUGUUUACAAAUUAAUUAACAAUGAAAAGCUGAAAUGUCUUAAGUCAAUAAGUAUUCAACCGCUUUAUGGCAAGCCUAAAUAAGUUCAGGAGUGAACAUGUGCUUAACAAGCCACAUACAGGAAGUUGCAUGAACUCACUCUGUGUGCAAUAAUAGUGUUUAACAUGAUUUUAUUGUAAUUAUUGGCAGAUGUUGCACAAUCCAGAUGUGGAAAGCUCUUCGAGACUUACCCAGAAAGACUCACAGCUGUAAUCGCUGCCAAAGGUGCUUCUGCAACAUAACUCAGGGGUGUGAAUGAUUAUGUAAAUGAGAUGUUUCAUUUUCAGUACAUUUGCAAAAAUGUCUAACAACUUUUUUUUCACUUUGUCAUUAUGGGGCAUUGUGUGUAGAUGGGUGAGAGAGAGAAAAAAAUCUGUCUCUAAUACAACAAAAUGUGGAAUAAGUCAAGGGGUAUGAAUACUUUCUGAAGGCACUGUACAAACUGAGGUUAGAGGUUGCAGGAGGGCAAAAGGCGAUAUCAGCAUGUCUUCAAGCAGCUGCCCUGAGCACACACACAGUGAGGACCAGUGUGUAAUGCUGGAUGUGUGUCUGCUGUAGAGGUUGGAGGAGAACGAGCGGAGAGCCCAGCAUACCUUAGACCAGCUGCAGAGGGAGCAGAGGCACCUGCAACGACGUCUGGAGCAGCUGGGGGUGGAGAGAACACGUAUGGACAGCACAGGAUCCACUCUCUCCUCCGACAAUCCUGACUCAGACCAGGGUGAGCACACGGGGGAAUCACUGAUCUGGGAUCAUAAUGCUUUUUGGUGGGGGUUUACAGUAUAACAUGUUUUUUUCUUCAUUCACCACACUAUAAUGCAAUCUCAUACAAUAUAAAGUUAUCCAUUCUCUUCCACCAAUCCUUCCACCCACUCUUACUGAUGGGGCCUUAUGUUAACCAAAGUUAUUGAGUUUGAAUAUGAGCACAAUAGAGACUGCAUUGGUCCUGAUUGUGGUACCUGCAUAAUAGUGACCUGUGUUGUGUGUUGCAGAGGAGGAGCUGGAUGUGGACGUGGAGGGGACUGACUACCUGCUGGGGGAUCUUGAGUGGAGCACCAGCAGUGUGAGUGACUCUGAUGAGCGGGGCAGCCUGCGCAGCAGCUGCAGUGAUGAGGGCUACUCCAGCGCCAGCCUGCGCCUACGCAUGCAGAACCAAAACACUCAGGAGAAGGCCAAGCAGCUGGGCUGCAGCCUAUAA